Messenger RNA from Entamoeba invadens IP1, 1722 nucleotides. Its product is annotated as arginyl-tRNA synthetase, cytoplasmic, putative. The record is from RefSeq and is a predicted model, not a curated record. Gene Ontology annotation, biological process: arginyl-tRNA aminoacylation; mitochondrial translation. Gene Ontology annotation, molecular function: ATP binding; arginine-tRNA ligase activity. The coding region runs from base 1 to 1722 and encodes 573 amino acids. The transcript has a single exon. Gene Ontology annotation, cellular component: mitochondrion; cytoplasm. Lineage: Eukaryota; Evosea; Mastigamoebida; Endamoebidae.
AUGUUAGCCCCGUUCAAAGUUGCCAUUGCAAAAGUUGUGAGUGAGGCUGCCUCCAUUCCAGAGGAUUUUGCCGAGAAGAGUGUCGAACUUUGUAAAAAGAAGGAGUCGGGUGAUUUCUCGGUCCCAAUUCCACGUAUUAUCAGACAAAUGACAACACAAGAGAAGAACCCAAGCAAAGUAGCUGAGGAACUUGCCAAGAAGAUAGCUCCAAACGACUUUAUCAGCAAAGUGACUGUCACAGGUCCAUUCAUCAACUUUUCUAUCAACAAAUCUGCACUUGCAAAGACAAUCAUUUCUCAAGUCUUUAACGAGAAAGAGCAUUUUGGAGGGUCAAAGAUGGGAGAUGGCCAAAAGGUUGUUGUCGAGUUUUCAUCACCCAAUAUUGCUAAGCCAUUCCAUGCGGGUCAUUUAAGAUCAACCAUCAUCGGAAACUUCAUUGCGAACGUCCAUAGAUUAUUAGGGUUUGAUGUCAUCUCUAUGAAUUGGCUUGGAGACUGGGGAAGUCAAUUUGGACUUCUUGCUAUCGGUUUUGAGAAGUACGGAAGCCAAGAAGAACUCGAGAAGAACCCAAUUAGACAUUUAUAUGAUGUCUACGUCAAAAUCAAUGCAGAUAAGAAGGCCGACGAUAACGUCCGAGCACAGGGAAAAGACUUUUUCAAACACAUGGAACAAGGUGACGAGGAGUAUCUUGCAAAGUGGAAACUCUUCAAGAAAUUGUCACUCGAAGAGCUUAAAAGAGUCUAUAAAAGACUCAACGUCACUUUUGAUGUGUUCACAGGAGAGUCUGAGACUGACUGGGCUUUGGUGGAUGAGACUGUUAAAGAACUUGAAGUUAAAGGAAUAUCUAAGAUGGACAAAGGAUGUUUGGUCGUCGAUUUAGAGAAGUACAAAUUGGGUGUUGCUUUAUUGAAGAAAGACGAUGGGUCUACGUUGUAUUUGACUCGUGAUAUUGCCUCAGCCAUUAAGAGAUAUCGCACUUAUAACUUCUCCAAGAGUUAUUAUGUUGUUGCAUCACAACAGAACCUUCACUUCAAACAAUUGUUCAAGAUCCUUGAGCUUCUUGGCUAUUCUUGGGCUAAGAAUUGUUAUCACAUUUCAUUUGGUAUGGUGAUGGGUAUGUCCACCAGACGAGGAACAGCCGUUUUCUUGCAAGACAUAUUGGAUGACGCUUCUGCUACAAUGUUAGAAACAAUGCAAAAGAACACUGACAAACUCAGUGAGAUUAAAACCGAGGAUCAAGCUGCCAUUGCUGAUAAAAUCGGUGUCUCUGCAGUCUUUGUCCAGGAUUAUAACGCUAAAAGAAUUAAAGACUACCAAUACAAUAGAGAAAGAAUGACAUCAUUUGAAGGAUAUACCGGACCCUAUUUGCAAUACGCACACGCACGUUGUUGUGGUGUUGAGAGAAAGGCUGGUCUUCCAAUCCCAACCCUUGAUGAGGUCGACUUCACAUUACUUAACGAACCAGAGGCUGAAGCACUUGUGUUGGCUAUUGCAAAGUACGGAGACGUCAUUAUGAACACUUACAACAACCUCGAGCCAAACACACUUGUCACUUACUUGUUCGAAUUGUCACACGUCAUCGCAAGCGCACACUCGGUUUUGAGAGUCAAAGGUUCAGAAGAAAAGCUUGCUAAAUCCAGAUUGAUGCUUCUUCACUGUGCUCGAGUAGUACUUGGCAAUGGGUUGAGAUUGCUUGGGUUGGAGCCUUUAGAAAAGAUGUAA